AUGACUAGUUUCAACCUCCGCUUCCACCGCACAACUAUUGUAUCUAUAGGUGCAAUAGUUUUCCUUCUUCUAUUACAUACUGUCAUAGUACUGCAGCCUUCAAAUAGCUACCGCAACCCAAAUGACUUGCUGGCAUUAAAGAGCUCCACCACCACUCGUCCACUUUUUUGGGCAGAUGAGGAUAACCAGACAACGAUCGCGGACAGCUGUGGAGUGAAAACCAGUCCUCCAGAAGUACACGAAGUGGCUGUAUCAGGACCAGCGCCAGCUCAGGCAGAGUUACCAGCGGCUAAUAUCGUCCCCCAAUGGAGCUUCACCACUGCUCGAGAUGAGAGAGCGUACGGGCUCACCGCUGAGCAGUGCGAGACUGCGUUUCCCGGAAUAUUCAUAGAUAUUGACCGAGCUGUUAAAUAUAGAAAGAAGAUUGGGAAUAUUACUCCAGAAGACGUGGAUAUAUCAUGGAAGGAUGAUGCUGCGGUCAGGGCAGUGAUAAUCGACCAGCAGCUUUACGUUAUAGAAGCGAAAUUCUCGGGCAGCGGUUACGCAAGUGUGCGUGGGUUGGGUAUUCUCCACGCCAUCCACCGAGCCAUUAUUACGUCGCCUACCCCAAUUCCUAAUGUCGAGUUCUCAUUCACCACCUCCGACAUCGCGGAUCCGACGCAUCUUCAGCACUCUAUCUGGGCACUCUCUCGUACCGAAGGCGAAGAGGAGAAAUGGCUGAUGUCCGACUUCGGAUACUGGAGCUGGCCUAACUAUCUGAUUGGCGGGUACGAGCAGGUUCGACGAGAGAUUGCUAAUACCGAAGUCGACUUUGCCGCCAAAAAGAAACAAAUUGUAUGGAGAGGCGCAUUGAAGACUAACGCGCAUAGAAAAGACCUGUUGAGGGCUACAGCAGACAAGGAAUGGGCUGAUGUGCAGGCCAUGGGGUGGACCAACUCAACUAGUGUUACGGACCAGGACAUGUCUAAGGCACUGCCAAUACCAGAGCACUGCCAGUAUCAAUUUGUGGUCCAAACAGAAGUAUGUAAAGCGGCCAAAAUCAGUGCACCAGAAUCGAAACUUCGAAACCGAACCGUAAGGGUGGUGACACGUUUAACCCACAGGCCACAGCUACUCCGGCCGAGGAAAAUACCUCCAAAACUGCAACUCUGUCGCCCCUCCCAAAACAUCGUCGAAGUCGAGACAGACUUCUCAGACCAAGAAGAAAAAGUGCUGUCGCUCUUGCAAAAUCCAGAAAAAGCACAACGCAUCGCGAGGAAUAAUGUUGAGACGUUCCGUGAUCGGUAUUUGACGCCUGCGGCCCAGGCGUGCUACUGGAGGCGGAUGUUAAGGAGUUGGGCAGAUGUGAGUUUUAAGCCAAGGGAGUGGGAUAUGGAGGAGGGGACUGAGGCGAGGCGGACGAGAGGAAUGCCGUUUGAGAGUUUUGUUAAUCCCCAGGAAAGGGCCAUGUACUUGGUUGUCGCAGAUCCUCCUCAGAUGUUGAAGCAAACUUGA
This is a messenger RNA of Venustampulla echinocandica, 1494 nucleotides long. RefSeq lists its product as uncharacterized. Bases 1 to 1494 code for a protein of 497 amino acids. NCBI's taxonomy places the organism in Eukaryota, Fungi, Ascomycota, Leotiomycetes, Helotiales, Pleuroascaceae. The transcript has 4 exons. The record is from RefSeq and is a predicted model, not a curated record.